Molecule: messenger RNA, 1404 nt
Organism: Tauraco erythrolophus (red-crested turaco)
Lineage: Eukaryota; Metazoa; Chordata; Aves; Musophagiformes; Musophagidae
Gene: GABRR3
Product: gamma-aminobutyric acid type A receptor subunit rho3
Biological process (GO): monoatomic ion transmembrane transport
Cellular component (GO): membrane
Molecular function (GO): transmembrane signaling receptor activity; extracellular ligand-gated monoatomic ion channel activity
Source: RefSeq, a predicted model, not a curated record
AUGGUCCUGGUCAUGAAACUUCUAUUCCUCACCUGCCUGUGGCCGACAGCAGUGCUACACAGUUCUCAAAGUCAGCAUCACCAUCUUCAUCGGCAACAAUUCUCAUUCUUAAGAAAGCAUAACAGCAAACGAGAAAUUAAAAUGAGGAAACUUGACAGCACCAAAGUACGGCCACUUAAAUCUGAGCAGCUUCUUCGCAUAGAGGACCAUGACUUUGCACUGAGACCUGGAUUUGGAGGGUCGCCAAUACCCGUGGGCAUUGAUGUGCAGGUAGAAAGCAUUGACAGCAUAUCUGAAGUUGACAUGGACUUCACAAUGACUUUAUAUCUCAGACAUUACUGGAAGGAUGAAAGACUUUCGUUUCGUAGUAACAAAAACAAAAGUAUGACUUUUGAUGGAAGACUGAUAAAAAAGAUCUGGGUACCUGAUGUAUUUUUUGUACACUCCAAAAGAUCUUUCAUCCAUGAUACAACUGUGGAAAACGUCAUGCUCCGAGUAUACCCUGAUGGCAAUGUACUCUUCAGUCUACGAAUAACAGUUUCUGCUAUGUGUUUCAUGGAUUUCAGUAGGUUUCCUCUGGACACUCAGAACUGUUCUUUAGAACUGGAAAGCUAUGCAUACAAUGAAGAUGAUCUGAUGCUAUACUGGAAACAUGGAAACAAGUCCCUGAGCACAGAUGAGCACAUCUCCCUCUCCCAGUUUUUCAUCGAAGAAUUCAGUGCUUCCAGCGGACUAGCGUUUUACAGCAGUACUGGUUGGUACAAUCGACUUUUUAUAAACUUUGCACUCCGGAGGCAUAUUUUCUUUUUUGUGCUACAAUCCUAUUUCCCAGCUAUGCUGAUGGUGAUGCUGUCUUGGGUUUCAUUUUGGAUUGACAGAAGAGCCGUUCCUGCCAGGGUAUCGCUAGGUAUAACUACAGUGCUGACAAUGUCAACCAUCAUGACAGGAGUAAGUGCCUCAAUGCCUCAAGUGUCUUACAUAAAGGCUGUGGAUGUGUACUUAUGGAUCAGCUUCCUUUUUGUCUUCCUGUCUGUCAUCGAAUAUGCAGCAGUGAACUAUCUCACCACAAUUGAAGAGAGAAAGCAACUCAAAAAAAGGGGCAAGGCUUCAGGAAUGUAUAUUGAUGCAGUGCAAGCAAUGGCUUUUGAUGGCUGCUUUCACGACACGGAUGUGGACAUGGACCUGACUGCUUUCUCAGACCGCUGUGAAGAAAAUGAGACUCGAGCACGUACAGCCAGUGUCUCCAACAUGGACACAACUCGCAUAAAGAGGAAGAGAUCUCUGAAGGGAAACGUGGGCAGGAUUAUUUUACAGAACAAUCAUGUUAUUGACACAUAUUCUAGGAUUAUAUUUCCCAGUGUGUAUAUUGUGUUCAACUUUUUUUACUGGGGUUUGUACAUAUGA